GGUGCAGGUCUUAUGAUGCUGCGGAAGUGUCUCUACCAGGCUGUCGCGGGGAACAGGCACUACAUGACAUCUUGCUUGAAUAAAAUUGGAGAAGACCUGACCUGCUUUGAUUCGACUAUGGAACGGGAAAAGGAUCUAAGGCGCAGCCAGUCUUUGAAGAGUCUCCCCUCGCAGUCUGACAAGGCGAUCUGGACAGAUGCAGGACUGCAGGACAGGACGAUAUCUGUGUCCCAGCUAGUGGCCAGGUAUCAAACUACAGUGAAAAAAAGGACAUCAAGUCAACCUGCGCCAGAGAAUAAUGUUGAAGGAAAUACAAAGAAACCACUAAUGGAGAUGACUCCAUCUCCCCUGCACAGCAGAGAGAAUCAUCUGGAGUCCCUUCUGAAGAGAAAUGAAGAGCGGGAGAGAGCUCGGGCCACAACCACCCUGACCCGCAGUAAAUCAGUGGGUAGCCUCCAAAACAGCACUGGGUCCAUAGAGGCCUUGAAGGCUCUUUUUGAGUUGAAGGCAACGGCUAAGCUGAAACCAAAGAGCAGUUUUAGAACUGGAAACGUAGCAUUAAGUUACGCUGUGGACGAGCCAGAGAUGAAUGGAGAGACUGAGGAUGUGCAGAGUGCUACAGAGGAGCAGAAAAAACCUGCUGAAAAGAAAACUAAAAAGGAGCCAAAAGAUGAUUUUCUGACUCAAAAGGUGGUGAAUCAGACCCAGACAGAGAGGAACAAAACAAUAGCGGGCAUUGAUUUUGAAAAGCUUGCAGCAUCUGAAGCUGAUGAAAAGAGGAGGUCAGCUGCUGACUUCAGAGACAGCUCUUUCAUCCAAACCACAGAGAUACCGUCUGUCUCGGUCAAAGCUAUGUCUGCUCUCUAUAUGUCAAAAGUGGCAAAUAAGGAAUCACCAGACAGGCCUUCUAAAGUGGAAAAGGAUCAAGCUCAACCACAAGAUUUGGGAAAGUGGACCAAGAUAACUAAGUUUCAACCAACUUCUCGAGAGAUGUGCUCAGCCUGUCAGAAGCCAGUUUAUCAGAUGGAAAAAGUCACAGCAGACAAAUAUAUUUUUCACAAAACGUGCUUCUGCUGCAAACAGUGCAAGAAAAAACUAAGCAUGCAAACUUACACACCUUUGAAUGGUGAAUUCUACUGCAUAUUUCACUACCAACAACUGUUCAAACGAAAGGGGAAUUAUGAUGAGGGCUUUGGACACUCUCAGCACAAGAACAAAUGGCUGUUCAAGAAUUCAUCCAGCACAGUGAAUGAUGAAUCUGAGGCGUAACUCUGCAAUGUGAAACCAAUGAGUGACGAUGACAGCACAGACAAUCCUAAUGAAGAUGUUUGAGGCAGCUUGUUCAACGGAGUGCAACAGAAUUGCACAGGCAUAUAAACUGCACGAUAAUUAAUGUUAGACAACAUAUCAUAAAAUCUGCUAAUUAUUUUUUUAAAUGUCUUGCUUUGUGUUGAGACACAUGUAAUUGCAAUCUGUUAUUCAUUUUAUAUUCAGCUUCAUUGUGCUUUUCUUAGUUUAAAACUGCAGCAACAAAUUACUGUAAGGAAGAGCAUAAUAGAGAAACCAAUUACUGCUUGUAAUUACCAGAUAAUCAACAACAUAAAAAUAUCAGGCGAACUUAUGAAGAUUUCCAAAGUGACAUUGUACUUUUUGCAUAUUUAAUUUCGUUCUGCAAAUUUCUGAAGAAUGCUCAUAAAUAAGUAAGCAUUGUUUUGUAAAGUGAUUAUUUUGUACCACUGUAAAUCAUUAUCAACUUUGUGCAGAGAGAAAAAAUUAACAUAAAAUCUAAUUUUAAUUUCCUUGUGUUUCAGUUCAAAGAGACUUUUAUGAACUGUUGCCUCAAUGUUUAAGUGCCUCUAUUUUGUGCAGUUCUGGGUCUGUUACUUUGCUCCCAGUGCCUUCAGGUUUAUUGUUCUUAAAACGCGGCUCAGCUGAUAUUUUACAAGCUUUCACUUGGUCCAGCCAAGCAGUCUACUGUAGUUUGUUGCGUAGUAGAGGUCUGUGAAUUCACAGAUCUGUAAUCUUAAAAGAAAACAUAUCCUGACUUUUUGUAACAUCCAGAUGUUGAAAACAGUUACAUAAUCUUCAAUAUGGGCAUAAAGAAAACUUACGUUGAGACGUACCAGAUACUGUUAAUAUUGUGCCCAGGUGUUUGCCAUCACAGUGAAAUCUCUCCCACAAAGGGUUACUCAUUUACCGUCAGUACAAGACUUUCCCUUCAAGUAAAUGCAAGCUAAUACUAAAAUACUCUUACUUUGAAGUAAGAAAGAAUGCAUUGCAGCAUAAACAACAUGGCGAUGUCUGUGUGUCAACAUUUUAUUAAAAUUUAUAAAAAAUAAACAGCCUACAGUAUUAAUACUGUACUGUUUUUUUUUUACAUAUAAAAUAAAUAUUUCCCCAGUGAAGUCUAUUGUAACUAAUUGUGGAUGCCUUUAGAAGAAAAAAAUAUUCUGCAUGUUAUAUUUUAUGUUUAUAUGGAAACUUUGUGACCUCCCAUGAUGAAAUUUACACAUUUAUGCACAUUGACUACUAAGUGUAGUACUCAGUGUGAUUGACAGCAGAAAGAGCCUAGCCUCACCAUACUCACCAGCAAAGAGAGUACUUCUUCAAGACAUAGGGAUGCCUGCACAUGAAUAAAAGCAAAGUUAAAGUUGUUCAAGACACAAAUGAAAGAUAGUUAUUAUUUUUUUACUAUUUAUUUUGUGCAUUCUCCUGUAACGCUGUUCUCGGCAAUUGUCCACAUAAUUCAUAUCAAAAUUACUGUUAGUCAGAUUAUGACAAUAUGAAAAUGGUGAUUUCAAAUUAAACAAGAAAAUUAGAUCAAAAUAGAUUUAAAGACAAACACUAAAUAAAAAAACAAAGAAUUAACAGAUUAGGAUGAAGCGCAAGUCCAGAACUCCUAUAAUUAGCAAUAACAUUUGAAUUUUCACUAAGGUUUACUCAUUAUUUUUGUUCGCAGUGUUGUAGUGGAUAGACUACAGUGGAGAAUAUGCAACCCAGAGAAGAGCAUUAUAUGUAAGAGCCCACAUGUCUGUAUUCAAACUGUUGCUGAUUUUACAGCGCUCAUUCAAGCUUAUAAGUAUAACUGCUGCCCUGAUGUAACAUUUUUUGCCACAGUGUGGCAAAACAUGGAUGGAAUGACGAAUAUUUUUUGGUUGUUUCAUUAGAGUCUGUUAAAUAUUAUUACCAA
Molecule: messenger RNA, 3190 nt
Organism: Xiphophorus hellerii (green swordtail)
Lineage: Eukaryota; Metazoa; Chordata; Actinopteri; Cyprinodontiformes; Poeciliidae
Product: LIM domain and actin-binding protein 1
Exons: 10
Coding region: 13-1269 (418 amino acids)
Source: RefSeq, a predicted model, not a curated record